Messenger RNA from Girardinichthys multiradiatus, 1029 nucleotides. RefSeq names its product myelin-oligodendrocyte glycoprotein-like. The record is from RefSeq and is a predicted model, not a curated record. The transcript is spliced from 5 exons. Bases 114 to 734 code for a protein of 206 amino acids. NCBI's taxonomy places the organism in Eukaryota, Metazoa, Chordata, Actinopteri, Cyprinodontiformes, Goodeidae.
UCUAGUCUGUUUCCGCCCUUCCUGCCGUCUGUGGCAGGAUAUGGACAAAUAGGGUUAGGUUCUUACUGGACCCCGAUCGCAGCUGUUCAGUUUCUCUUUCUCAACAUGCUGGGAUGUCCACGUCUCCUUUCUGGGUUUCUACCUGCUGCUUCUGUCUGCUCUGGACUCUAGUUGAAGGAAAGCAUCAGCUGAUUGGUCCAUCUGAGCCAAUCGUAGCUGCUCCUGGAGAUGAUGUCCUCCUUCCAUGUCGGGUGGAUCCUGAGUGGGACGCCGUGGGGAAGACGGUGGAGUGGUCCAGACCGGACCUGAGGGUCCCGGGCGGACAGAAGCUGGUGGAGUAUGUGUACGUGUACCGGUUCAAGAAGAUGGACCGAGACAUGAUGAUGGAGACGUACAUCCAGAGGACGUCUCUGUCAGAAGAAGGACUGAGACAUGGAGAUGUGUCUCUUUCAAUCAGGAACGUGAGCUUGGAGGAUAACGGGAGGUUCAGAUGUUUCCUCCCAAGCCUGAUGAGAGCUGCAGAAGUUCAUCUUAUUGUCGACCCAAACUUUGUUAAAAUGACGACAACGGACACGGUUCCUCACAGAACCCUCAUCACUCCAACCCCACAGGAUGAGACCAGCAGUACCGAUCGUUGGACCAGGCUCCACAUUUGUUUACCUGUUUUGUUGUUCUUCAUCAUUUGCCUGAGUGCAGUUUUCAUCUUCAUCGUUAAAAGAUGCCGACAAAAAUAGGAAGUUCUUCGUCUGGCUGCUCUCAGACUCUGCAGGGAUGACCCAAACCUUCAGAUCAACACGGGCUUUUGACCUUUAUCCCAGGAGAGAAACCUAAUAUUCUGUUGAGCAUCAGGUUGAUCAAGAUGUUUGCAUAUUUUAUCUGUUUCUGUUCAGAAAUCUGUUUUCUUAAGUUACAAACUGAUCUAGAAGCAUGUAUGAAUAAUGGGAAACUGAUGGAAAAGAUCAAAGUGACGAAGAAUAAAGCUGCGUAAAAUUGUACAAAAAAGUAAAGAAAAUAAAUGUCGUUUCUGGA